Molecule: messenger RNA, 450 nt
Organism: Carya illinoinensis
Lineage: Eukaryota; Viridiplantae; Streptophyta; Magnoliopsida; Fagales; Juglandaceae
Exons: 1
Coding region: 1-450 (149 amino acids)
Source: RefSeq, a predicted model, not a curated record
AUGUCUCCAUAUUCAGAUCCUGAGUUGCCCAGUACUUUAGACUCUCCACCUAUUGCUCUUCGCAAAGGUAAUCGUUCUUGUGUUAUUCAACAUUCUAUUAGUCCAUUUGUUUCAUAUCAUGCCUUAUCCCCUUCAUUCUCAUGUUUUACAUCUCAACUUUCAAAAUUCUCUAUUCCUAAGACACUUCAGGAUGCAUUAUCUAAUCCGAGAUGGAGGACAACUAUGGAAAAUGAAAUGGAUGCUCUUCACCAUAACGGCACAUGGGAUCUUGUUCCACUACCACCUGGUAAACAACUUGUUAGUUUUAAAUGGGAAUACACUAUCAAAUUUCAUCCUAAUGGUUCUGUGAAACGUCUAAAAACCCGCUUGGUUGCAAAGGACUACACUCAAACCUAUGGCAUUGACUACGAAGAGACAUUCUCCCCAGUUGCCAAAAUCUCUUCUGUUUGA